GCGGGCGGAACGGAAAGAGCGAGGUCAUGUGUCCUACUCGGACACUACCGGUCACUGACCGCAGCCCGUAGACACAGGAGCCCCGGUCCCAUAUGGCCCGGACAUGGUUGCAGACGGACCGCUUCCGGUCGGACACUUACUAGGUUCCCCAGGAUGCAGGCGGGUCGGGCCAAGCACGGGGUGGCGCAUCAUGGCGACAGCGGUUAUCAUCCUGAGGUCUUCACGCCAAGGCGCCGCCUGGGUGGGGAAGCGGCUCCUGUCCGAAGCUGGAGGCGUGAGGCGCGGCUGGUGGCGGCAGGCGCAGUUGAGGAAAUCAUAGAGCAAGCAGACUACCUGUAUGGGAGUGGAGAAACCAAAAAGCUCUAUCAAUUGCUGACCCAGCACAAAAACAGUGAGGAUGCGGAGAUAUUAUGGCGUCUAGCGCGGGCCUCACGUGAUCUAGCCCAACUUAGCAGCACCUCUGCAGAGGAGAAAAAGCAACUAGUUUAUGAAGCUCUUGAAUAUGCAAAGAAGGCACUGGAAAAAAAUGAAUUAAGUUUUGCAGUACACAAGUGGUAUGCAAUCUGCAUCAGUGAUGUUGGAGAUUAUGAAGGAAUCAAGACUAAAAUUGCAAAUGCAUAUGUUAUCAAGGAACACUUCCAGAAGGCCAUUGAACUGAAUCCUAAAGAUGCUACCUCAAUUCACCUUAUGGGCAUUUGGUGUUACUCAUUUGCUGAAAUGCCAUGGUACCAAAGCAAAAUAGCUACAAUGCUGUUUGCAACACCGCCAACCUCCACGUAUGAAGAGGCCCUAAGUUACUUUCACAAGGCUGAAGAAGUGGAUCCAAACUUCUACAGCAAAAACUUGCUACUUUUGGGGAAGACAUACUUGAAGUUAAACAACAAAAAGAUGGCCCUCUUGUGGCUAACAAAAACCAGGGAUUAUCCGGCACAUACGGAGGAGGAUAAACAGGUACAGAAAGAAGCUGUGGAACUGCUCAAUUCUAUAUGACAAGAACUAAACCAUUAAGAAGAAACUACAGUAAAUGUGACUAAAGCCCAGGACAAAAUACCCAGAGCUUGUUCUACUGUGGCUGUUAUUAAAAUUAAACUUGUCACCGUA
Molecule: messenger RNA, 1101 nt
Organism: Gopherus evgoodei (Goodes thornscrub tortoise)
Lineage: Eukaryota; Metazoa; Chordata; Testudines; Testudinidae
Gene: RMDN1
Product: regulator of microtubule dynamics 1
Exons: 9
Coding region: 154-990 (278 amino acids)
Cellular component (GO): mitotic spindle pole; cytoplasm; spindle microtubule
Molecular function (GO): microtubule binding
Source: RefSeq, a predicted model, not a curated record